Molecule: messenger RNA, 891 nt
Organism: Aureobasidium subglaciale EXF-2481
Lineage: Eukaryota; Fungi; Ascomycota; Dothideomycetes; Dothideales; Saccotheciaceae
Exons: 4
Coding region: 1-891 (296 amino acids)
Biological process (GO): transmembrane transport; oligopeptide transport
Cellular component (GO): plasma membrane; fungal-type vacuole
Molecular function (GO): dipeptide transmembrane transporter activity; tripeptide transmembrane transporter activity
Source: RefSeq, a predicted model, not a curated record
AUGACCCCCAAUACUGCUACCGUCGAGGUGCGCGACAACAAUCGCACUAGUCACGAAGAGGAACGUCCUGAGGAUGUCGGGCAGGACAGGCUCCGUCGCAUACCUGACAAGAUACCCUGGGUAGUGCUUCUCAUCCUGAUUGUAGAGUUGGGCGAGAGAUUCACAUACUUCGGCUUGAGCGCUCCGAUACAAAAUUACAUUAAGAACCCACACAACCCUGGAUCCAAUCUUCCGGGAGCACUGGGCAGAGGUCAGGCAGUGGCAACAGCAUUGGGCAACUUUUUCAGAUUUUGGGCGUAUGCUUCGACUGUCGUUGGCGCUACCAUUGCAGACCAAUGUCUUGGUAGGUUCAUGACCAUUGCUGCAGCAUGCGGCGUGUACAUCAUCGGUCUGGUCAUCUUGGUCGCAACCUCGACUCCAGCGGGCAUUGAAUCGGGCGCAGGAUUCGGUGGUCUCAUCGCCGCAAUGGUUGUCAUCGGUCUCGGCACUGGCAGCAUCAAGGCCAAUGUUACGCCGAUGUGCGCUGAGCAAUACUGGCCAGACACGGCGUACACCGAGCAGCUUAAGUCUGGUGAAUGGGUUAUCGUAGACCCUGAGCUGACGGUCGAGCGCAUGUUUAACUGGUUCUACUGGGCUGUGAAUGUUGGAGCCCUCUCCCCACUGAUCACGGUCAAUGUCGAGGCAAAUGUGUCUUUUUGGAUUGCGUACCUGAUUCCUCUUGUGGUAAUCGUUAUUGCUACAGCUGUGUUCAUCCUGAGCAGCCGACUCUUUGUACAAACUCCUCCGCACGGCUCAGCCGUUGUCGACGCAGUCCGUAUCGUGACUAUUGCAGUCAAGGAAGGAGGAUUCGACAAGGCCAAGCCGAGCGCUCUGGAGGCUCAAGGAGCAUGA